This is a messenger RNA of Mustela erminea (ermine), 1193 nucleotides long. Its product is annotated as ubiquitin-conjugating enzyme E2 N. NCBI's taxonomy places the organism in Eukaryota, Metazoa, Chordata, Mammalia, Carnivora, Mustelidae. Bases 85 to 543 code for a protein of 152 amino acids. The transcript has a single exon. The record is from RefSeq and is a predicted model, not a curated record.
GAAGUGGAGCCCUGGACUUCCACUCGUGCGUGAGGCCAGCGGAGCCAGAGUCGAGACCAGAGGCCGAACUCGGGAUCUGACAAGAUGGCCGGGCUGCCCCGCAGGAUUAUCAAGGAAACCCAGCGUUUGCUGGCAGAACCAGUUCCUGGCAUUAAAGCAGAACCAGAUGAGAGCAACGCCCGUUAUUUUCAUGUGGUCAUUGCUGGCCCUCAGGAUUCCCCCUUUGAGGGAGGGACUUUUAAGCUUGAACUAUUCCUACCAGAAGAAUACCCGAUGGCAGCCCCUAAAGUACGUUUCAUGACCAAAAUUUAUCAUCCUAAUGUAGACAAGUUGGGAAGAAUAUGUUUAGAUAUUUUGAAAGAUAAGUGGUCCCCAGCACUGCAGAUCCGCACAGUUCUGCUAUCGAUCCAGGCUUUGUUAAGUGCUCCCAAUCCGGAUGAUCCGUUAGCAAACGAUGUAGCAGAGCAGUGGAAGACCAACGAGGCCCAAGCCAUAGAAACAGCUAGAGCAUGGACUAGGCUAUAUGCCAUGAAUAAUAUUUAAAAUCGACCUGAUCAUCAAGUGUGCAUCACUUAUCCUGUUCUGCCAAGACUUCUUCCUUUUUUGUUUGCAUUUAAUGGACACAGUCUUAGAAACAUUACAGAAUAAAAGCCCAGACAUCUUCAGUCCUUUGGUGAUUAAAUGCACAUUAGCAAAUCUAUGUCUUGUCCUGAUUCACUGUUGUAAAGCAUGAGCAGAGGCUAGAAGUACCAUCUGGAUUAUUGUGAAAUGUUUAAAAGCAGCGGCCCUUCUCUGCUUUUAUUCAUUUCCCCCAUCAUGGUUAAGCACUGUGAAUGAAGGUAGUUGUCAGGGUUAGCUGCAGGGGUUUGGGUGUUUUUCUUUAUUACUUUUUUGAGGGGGAGAGGUAGUUUUAUUUUAAUUUUAUGGGCUCCUUUCCCCCUUUUUAUGGUGAUCUAAUUGCAGUGGUUAAAAGCAGCUAACCAGUUCUUUAGAAUAUGCUCUCUAGCCAAGUCUAACUUUAUUUAGACACUGUAGAUGGACAAGCUUGAUUGUUUGAAUCAAAAUGGGAACAUUAAACAAACAUCACAGCCCUCACUAAUAACAUUGUGACUUUGCUGUCAAGUGUAGAAUCCUUCCUUCAAGAAAAAGCUUGUGACCAUUUUGUAUGGCUUGUCUGGAAACUUCUGUAAAUC